CGCCUCUGUACCAAAAUAACAGCGCUCCUGCCUCCUGUGACACAUUUGUGUCUGUCAGAGCUGAGCCGUACAGUUUACAGAGGAGAGUGGAGCUUUUGCAGGGAGACACGGGCACUGAACAACGAACCACAAGGCUGGCUGCAAUUUUGUCGACGAGUUUAUUUUUGAGAUAUGAGUCAGCUUAACACAACGUUCAAGCUUGCCAGCUAGUGGUGUGUGAUCUGGAGGGAGAGAUAAGGACGGCAGAGAACAUGGAGCUGUCAGACGGCUUGCUGCUGCAGGUCAACAAUGGAGAGCAGUGGACGAACCGCUGGAAACAUCCCAACGAUGACUCGGAUCGCAGCACCAGCCCCUCAGUCCUGCGCUGCGUCGCCAGCACGUGGAAAGAGGGCCUGCUGAGCAGAAAGAGGCCCUUUGUGGGCCGCUGCUGUCAUUCCUGCACACCACAGAGCUGGGAGAAGCUGUUCAACCCCAGUAUUCCAUCUCUGGGACUGCGCAAUGUCAUCUUCAUUAAUGAGACGCACACCAGGCAGCGGGGCUGGCUGGCGCGCAGGCUGAGUUAUGUGCUGUUUGUCAUGGAGAGGGACGUCAACAAGGACAUGUUCACCAGGAACGUAGUGGACAACGUGCUCAACAACUGCAGAGUGGAGAGUGCGAUUGCGAAUGUAGCCACGGAUUUGGACGCUGCAGGAACACAACCUGGCCAGGAGCACAAAGCGGUCAGAAAGGUGAAGCAGAAAGCCAGGUCCUUCCUACAGGAGAUGGUGGCCAACAUUUCACCGGCCUUCAUCAGGCUGACAGGCUGGGUCCUCCUGAGGCUCUUUAAUGGUUUCUUCUGGAGCAUCCAGAUCCACAAGGGUCAGCUGGAAAUGGUCAAAAAAGCUGCGACAGAGCAAAAUGUGCCCAUGGUCUUCCUUCCUGUCCACAAGUCCCACAUCGACUACUUGCUCAUCACGUUGAUUCUGUUCUGUCACAACAUCAAAGCCCCACACAUCGCAGCUGGGAACAACCUUAGCAUCCCUAUCCUCAGCACUCUUAUCCGUAAACUUGGAGGAUUCUUCAUACGCCGGAAAAUGGAGGAGACGGGAGAUAAGAAAGACGUUUUGUACAGAUCACUCCUACAUGCAUACACAGAGGAGUUGUUGCGUCAGCAGCAGUUUCUGGAGAUCUACCUGGAGGGUACGCGCUCCCGCAGCGGGAAGCCGUCUACAGCGCGUGCAGGCAUGCUCUCCAUCGUGGUAGACACGAUGUGGACCGGGUCGAUCCCAGACGUGCUGGUGGUGCCAGUUGGCAUCUCUUAUGAUCGUAUUCUUGAAGGCAACUAUAAUAGCGAGCAGCUGGGCAAGCCUAAGAAGAAUGAGAGUUUGUGGGGAAUUGCAUGUGGAGUGUUCAGGAUGCUGAGGAAGAACUACGGUUGUGUUCGAGUUGACUUCAACCAGCCCUUCUCCUUAAAGGAGUACCUGGAUUCCCAGAGAAACCGCCAUAUUCCUCCAUCAGUGUCUCUGGAGCACACCUUGAUGCCCAUCAUUAUUUCUGCACAACCUGAUGCGCAGCUGUUUGAGGGGCAGGAGGAGGAGCAGCUGAACAGGGAGAUGCCAGAGGACAUCGUAAGGCGACAACUUAUCAACAACCUGGCCAAGCACGUCCUCUUCACGGCUAACAAGUCCUCAGCGAUCAUGUCCACCCACAUCAUAGCCUGUCUCCUGCUGUACAGACACAGACAGGGGGUGGGGCUGUCCAAGUUGGUGGAAGACUUCUUCAACAUGAAGGAGGAGAUCCUGUCAAGGGACUUUGAUCUGGGCUUUUCGGGGAACUCUGAGGAUGUUGUCGUGCGUGCCCUCCACCUGCUGGGGAACUGCGUGAACGUGACCAGCAGUGCAAACCGCAACGGGGAGUUCACCAUCGCACCCAGCCAGACUGUACCAGCGCUUUUCGAGCUCAACUUCUACAGCAAUGGCCUUUUCCAUGUCUUCAUCUCUGAUGCAAUCAUCGCCUGCAGCAUCCUGUCACUGCAGCGAGAACUGGUGGCUGAAUCAGAGUCUGACCACCCCCCCGAUGGUCUCAGCAGCCUCCCUCUCAGUCAGGAGAGACUCAUCAGAAAGGCCGCCGGGCUCUCACACUUCCUUGUCAAUGAAGUGACGCUGGCACCACCCUGUCAGACUAUUUACCAGGUUUUCCAUGAUGCAGUCACCCGGCUCAUCCAGUAUGGAGUUCUCUACGUAGCAGAGGAGGACCAGGAGGAACUGAGUCCCAGCCCCACAGAGGAACCAUGGCCCAAAAAGUUCCCAGAGCCCCUUUCCUGGAGAAGCGACGAGGAGGAUGAGGACAGUGACUUUGGAGAGGAGCAGAGAGAUCGCUAUCUAAAGGUGAGCGUUUCCGCAGAGCAUCAGGAGUUCUUCGUCUUCCUACAGCGACUUGUCAGCCCCGUGCUGGAGGCCUACAGCGGCGCCGCCAUCUUUGUCCACAGUCUGAGCCAGCCCAUGGCCGAGUCCGACUACACCCAGAGGCUCUUCAGAUACCUGCUCACACGCACCGAGAGAGGAGUGGCUGCUUAUGGUGAAAGUGCAACUCAUUACCUGGUUAAGAACACAGUGAGGACAUUCAAAGAGCUUGGGGUCCUGAAGCAGAGAAGAGAGAACCAGGUGACGACUCUGGAGCUGAGCAGCACCUUUCUACCUCAGGCCAAUCGGAACAAACUACUGCAGUACAUCUUGGGUUUCACCCUGCUGUGACCGACACACCUAUCAGCCCAGGCUCCUUCCAAAAAAGGGCUUCUACUGGUUACUUCUAAACAAUCCCAGGUGCUACUCUGUGGAAAGCUUUACCAGGAAGUGCCUUCAUGUAACAGCCGCUAACUGUUAGCUGUUAGCCGGAAGAGACUUAAAGCCAGUCUUCCCUUUUUGUUCCAGGCUAAGACUCCCUGUCUUAGAACUGUGCAGCUGAUAAAACAACAUGUAUUGUUCUUCGAGGAAAGGUUCAUCCUCUCUUUGUGAACUCUACCAGUGAAGUCAUGAGGUUUUAAAAUGAUCAACAUUUUAAACUAUCAAAAAACAUACUCAAGCAGGUUAGAAAAUAGGAGUUUUACAGCAAUCCGAACAAAGCAAGCUGCCUUUCAUCUAUUCAAGCGAACAAAUAUGCAUAGAAAAUAUUGGUGAACAUAACCAACAACAAAGGCAUUUUUAUGUACACUAUGCUUGUUUGUAACAACUGUAUUAUUUUCAGUGCACUCCAACAUCAUACUGAAAAAAACUGGUCAAAAUGAAAGUUGAUGAAAGGCAUUGAAAAUCUCUGUACAUAUGCCACGAGAACAAUGGUUCUUGUUUGCAGUGCAUUUAUAAACAUGCACUCCGGUGUCAAUUAAAUAAUAUAGGAAUAUUAGAUAGAUUCCUCCCUGCAAAAUGCGUACACAUUUUGAUUUGCAUCACUAAAUGUCCAAAAACUAAUCCUAUUUAUAGACAGCUUGGUCAGUUCUAAUAACCGUUUAAAAUAUAGGCAGCAAAUCAGAUAAGCACUGCAUAAAUAUCUACCUGGCGAAAUCGUAAGUCCGGUGCAGCUAAAAUCACAAACAAUUACAGUCAAGUGCAUUCAAACCACCAAUAAGUAAGUGCUUUCCGUUCCACUUUUCUUCAUGUAUUUUGAUGAGAAGUGACUUUGUGUUUUUGUGACACUUUGUUCACAGCACUUAAAAAAAAACAUAACACCAGCCAUCACAUCCAGUUUAUUUUCAAAUCCUAUGAGCUCAGAAACUCUUUGGUCAUGUCUUUCAGGGAAAGCAGAGGUUUGGGAUAACUACCGUUUUCUUCCCCCCUGUAUUAUAAACACAAUGUAUGAAGUCUGUUGAGAGCAGUGUUGCUCACUCGCUGGGCAUUCGCAAAACAAAGGAACUACGUAGCGAGGUAAAAAUAAGUGGUACAUAUCCAUUGUGUAGUCCCUUUGAACGAAAGGUCUCGUUUUAGUGGAUUAAUGGUACACCAAGGAGAUCAAUAUAAUUUAUUUUCUUUUUUCGGGCAUGUCAAAAUAAAUGGGGGCAGACAGUUUGGGAAAAAAUAACUCCGAACAUAAAAAUAAAAAAAAGACGAAACCUGAAAGUGAAACCAGAGCUGCAGAACAUGUACCAGCUGUUACUGUAGGAUCAACAGCACUCAGUAUCUAGUUCUUGUCUUACAUGUGUAAUUCUUUAUCUGAAGGCAUUUUGUUUUGAACAUAAACGUACAUCUGUGUUAAUAGUGGUGUAUGAGUGCACAAAACUGAAAAAAGGAGGAGUGUUUUUGGAAAGGGCAGAGUAAGUUUGAUGAAUUUCCUGGAGGGGACGUUUACUGUUUUUCUUUCUCAUAUUGAUAAUGUGAAGACAUUGUGAAUGUUAGAAAUUGAUAUUUGUCAUCUGUCUGGGCAAUAAAAGAGAAUGGGAGUCGGGUAUGUGAUAUUUAAAUGAAUAUUUAUACGGAAAGAAAUGUUGACAGUGAUCAACAACACUGCUUGUUACUAUUAACUUAAGUGUUUUUUCUGUCAACAUAUUGCUUUAUUUAAUAUUAUAAACCUGCAUUUUUGUCAUGCAGUUUUUCAAAUCUAUGUACGAAAUUACCCUGAAGGGGAAACCUAUAUGGAGGAUUGGUGAUCGUCACCCGUAGCAUGUGAAAGAAAAUAAAAAUUGUGUCAUGUAAAGGGGAAAACGAUCAGAGGGAUUUGACAUUCAAAGCAUUUCUGAGCCCACAAUCUGUUCAAAGUCCCGGCGCUGAUGGACCCCUCAGCCAAGAUGAAACCACUCUACCUGCUGUACUGCAUGUUUCCUCUGGUCGCCUUUAAUCAUCGACAUUUCAAUGUGAACUGUAAUUAACCUGAGAAUUGUAUUUUACAGCCUAGUGUGUGAAUUAUGUUUCAGAGAAAGAUAGUUGUUUGUUUAGGAGAUGAAGUUCAAUUUGUUACCUCUUGAAUGUAUCUCUGUCCCCCGAGAAGGUCAAUGUGAUGUGAAGUCCUCACUGGAGUCGGUACAGACAUGAUUCAGUUUUUAUGAACUGCUCACGGGGGAUUAUUGUUGAGACUUGUUGCUACUGAGCUGCAUUAACAACAUCCCUCUGCAACUAUGUAACUCUGUAGGAUUAAAGAAAAUGCCUGUGUCUGGGGAGCAGGUGCCUUUUUAAUUCA
Molecule: messenger RNA, 5142 nt
Organism: Eleginops maclovinus (Patagonian blennie)
Lineage: Eukaryota; Metazoa; Chordata; Actinopteri; Perciformes; Eleginopidae
Gene: gpam
Product: glycerol-3-phosphate acyltransferase, mitochondrial
Exons: 21
Coding region: 252-2732 (826 amino acids)
Biological process (GO): glycerol-3-phosphate metabolic process; phospholipid biosynthetic process; fatty acid metabolic process
Cellular component (GO): mitochondrial membrane; plasma membrane
Molecular function (GO): glycerol-3-phosphate O-acyltransferase activity
Source: RefSeq, a predicted model, not a curated record